Exophiala xenobiotica is the source of this 1122-nucleotide messenger RNA. RefSeq lists its product as uncharacterized. The coding region runs from base 1 to 1122 and encodes 373 amino acids. The record is from RefSeq and is a predicted model, not a curated record. NCBI's taxonomy places the organism in Eukaryota, Fungi, Ascomycota, Eurotiomycetes, Chaetothyriales, Herpotrichiellaceae. The transcript has a single exon.
AUGGCUGCGCUUCCACAAUCUCAUCGUGCCCUCGUGCUCGUUUCUUUCGAUGCACCUUUGGAGGUCGAGACCGUCGACAUUCCUGGGGUCAUUCCAGGUAGCGCCGUCGUCGAGAUUCUUUCCACCCCGAUCCUCUCAUAUGCAUCCAAGCUCUACUCGGGCGAACUCCAAUACCCCCUGCACCCACCCAUGACCGUUGGUGGUGGGGCGAUCGCACGCGUUGUGGCUGUCGGCAGCGAUGCGACGCACCUCUCGCCGGGCCAACUCGUGCUGAUCGACCCUAUGAUUCGCGGCCGCGACGAUCCAGCUAAGAGCAUCCUUCUUGGUGUCCAUGGUGGGCUCACCGAGGGCGCCGCCCGUCUUAUGCAGGGCGACUGGAGGCACGGGUCGUGCGCAGAGUACGCCCACUGGCCACUGGAGAAUGUCCAUGCCCUUGACGAGGAAAAGUUGACAACAUCGCUAGGUUACUCGUACCAUGAUCUAGCCUACCUCCAACGCCUACUGGUCCCAACGGGUGGGCUGUUCGAACUGGAUGUGAAGACGGGUGAUCGAGUUAUCGUCGCACCUGCGACGGGCCAGUUUGGAGGUGCGGCCGUCGAAGUGGCAUUGGCGAUGGGCGCCGACGUGGUCAUCUGUGGACGGCGAAGGGACAGCCUGAAUAAGAUGAGACACACUCUUGCGCCGGUGUAUCCUCAGGCCCAGAUCGACGUUGUUCAGCUCUCCGGCACGGUCGACACGGAUGUUGCAGCCCUUCAGGCCACGGGAUCCAUCGACAAGUACAUCGACUUCUCGCCUGCGGUCGCAGCGGGAUCGACUCAUAUCACCAGCUGUCUUAUGGCGCUGAGGAAAGGAGGAAAGGCGUGUUUGAUGGGCGGUAUCACGAAGAGUGUCGAAAUCCCGUACCCGGUGGUCAUGUUCAAUGACCUCAAGAUUUGCGGGAAAUUCAUGUAUGAGCGUGAUGCGGUCAAGAGGCUGAUCUCGCUGGUGGAGAGUGGACGGCUGAGGUUCGAAGUGCCUGACACAAAGGUCUUUGGCUUGGAGCAGUGGAAAGUUGGGUUUGAGACCGCAGGCGAGGGGAGCGGGUGGAGAGAGAUGGCUGUCUUUGAGCCUGGAAGAGAGUAG